AUGGCGAGGGAUAGCUGUCUGGCUCGUGUAACUGCUGGCGUUGCUGUCGGAGGUGCUAUUGGGGGCGCCGUGGGUGCCGUAUAUGGAACAUAUGAAGCAGUCAGGUAUAAGGUGCCUGGACUUAUGAAGAUCAGGUACAUUGGACAAACCACAAUUGGUAGUGCUGCCAUUUUUGGUCUCUUCCUUGGUGCUGGGAGCUUGAUACAUUGUGGGAAGUCAUAUUGA
Messenger RNA from Dovyalis caffra, 225 nucleotides. The record is from the annotation of a GenBank genome assembly. Lineage: Eukaryota; Viridiplantae; Streptophyta; Magnoliopsida; Malpighiales; Salicaceae.